AGUGUUGCCCUUCUCGUCUAGAUGGCGGCCAUUCCAGCUUUCCUAAGCGUCCAUUAUCUACCAGGUUCCUCCCGCACCCACGUUCACCCGCAAGAGCAGCCGGGAGCGCUGUGGACUCCCUAGCCCGAAGUCUCCUCUUGGCUGUACGCACGGACCGCAAAAGAAGGGACAUGAAAGUGCUUUGCAACCAAAGGAUUCCUAUGAGGCCGGGCCUGCAAUGAUGUGAAGCCCCUGAGGACGCCCGAAUGGUGGCCCAAAGUCUCUCUGACGCUCACCAUGCCCUGACUAUCAUGCUAUCUGAACGACUUUGGCUGGGACUGGAGCUCUUAAAUUUUACAAGAAGGAAAAUCAGUUCUGACCCACCACCAUACAACUUCCUUGAGGCGCGAGGGUGUCCACAAUCUCCACAGAGGCGGCAUUGGGUCACCGCUGGAGGAUGCAGCAGGAGGGAGGACCCGUGAGGAGCGCCCCCUGUAGGACCGGAACCCUGGAGGGUUCGCGGCAAGGGUCUCCGGGGCAUAGGAAACGGGCAUCCCCCAAGGGUAGUCUGAGUUCCGCCCAGCCCCAUUCCUGGAUGCUCACGCCGUCUCCCCUAAACUCCCACUGCGCUCACCGGGAGCCCAUCUCAUCAUCACCACAGCCCGUGGCUAAUGGGCCAAAACAGAAGAAGAAAAGCAACUGGCGGAGUACAACGCGCCUGCGCAUUAUCAGACUCAGGGACAGGCUGGAACCUCGCCCCCUAGCUAUCCUAGAAGACUAUGCGGACCCGUUUGAUGUUCAGGAGACUGGCGAAGGCUCAGCAGGAGCUUCAGGAGCCCCAGAGAAGGUCCCUGAAAAUGAUGGCUACAUGGAGCCCUAUGAGGCUCAAAAGAUGAUGGCCGAGAUCCGGGGCUCCAAGGAGACAGCAACUCAGCCCUUGCCUCUGUAUGACACACCCUAUGAGCCAGAGGAGGAUGGGGCCACCGCGGAAGGUGAGGGGGCCCCCUGGCCCCGGGAGUCCCGCCUGCCAGAGGAUGAUGAGAGGCCCCCUGAGGAGUAUGACCAGCCCUGGGAGUGGAAGAAGGAGCGGAUUUCCAAAGCCUUUGCAGUUGACAUUAAGGUCAUCAAAGACCUACCUUGGCCUCCACCUGUGGGACAGCUGGACAGCAGCCCCUCCCUGCCUGAUGGGGACAGGGACAUCUCCGGUCCAGCCUCGCCCCUCCCUGAGCCCAGCCUGGAGGACAGCAGCGCCCAGUUUGAAGGACCGGAGAAGAGCUGCCUGUCACCUGGCCGGGAGGAGAAGGGGCGGCUACCUCCCCGACUCUCUGCAGGGAACCCCAAGUCAGCCAAACCCCUAAGCAUGGAGCCCAGCAGCCCCCUGGGGGAGUGGACAGAUCCAGCACUGCCUCUGGAAAACCAGGUCUGGUAUCACGGGGCCAUCAGCCGAACCGACGCCGAGAACCUGCUCCGGCUGUGCAAAGAGGCCAGCUACCUGGUGCGCAACAGUGAGACCAGCAAGAAUGACUUCUCCCUCUCCCUCAAGAGCAGCCAGGGAUUCAUGCACAUGAAGCUGUCCCGAACCAAGGAACACAAAUAUGUGCUGGGCCAGAACAGCCCGCCCUUCAGCAGCGUCCCUGAAAUUGUGCACCACUAUGCCAGCCGCAAGCUACCCAUUAAGGGAGCCGAACACAUGUCCCUGCUCUACCCUGUGGCCAUCCGGACUCUUUAGAUGUGAAGCCAGGGCACUGUGAUAGACCUGUACCCAGCCCUGUGCCCAUCACCUGGCUGAGGGCUGUGGCUCUUGCCAGGGACGUGAUCUUUCAAACCUUUCUUCUCCUGGGAUCCAGUAGAAGCUGGAGAUUCCUUAAUUUAUUCUAAAGGGAAAGGGCUCCUGGGGCCUUGGAGUAAGGGGUUGUCUGGAGCUGGGGAAAGAGGAAUCCCUGGAGAGAAAGGAUAGCCCCUGGAGGAAGGGGGUUCCAGAGCUACUGGGAUGGUAGGGAGUUUCAGACUGGCAGCUCCGGCUCCUUUCCGACCUUAGGGCAGAGGUGGUGACCUCCACCACCACCACCCUCUCCCCACUGGGUCCGUGCGAGGUAGUGCAGAAUUCGGCCCCUUGGGGCGCCUUACCACCUCUCUGCCUCCGUCCCCGACUUCCACCCCAGACCGUCGGAGGGCUCCGCCCAGAGUCUGGUAAGAGGUUUGGGGAAGACAGGCCCCUGGGAAGCAGCCGGCUUUGGGGGGUGGGGAGAGAAGGGGAGGGGCUCGGGCAGAGGGAACUGUGCAGUCCCCAGGCCGCCCCGGCUCCGGGCCAGAGGCAAUAAAUAAACCCGAUCCUGCCGGGCACAGCCGCGCCCGCGCCUCCGGCGCCGUCCCCGGGCUGACGGGGGAGGGAGCGGAGAAGCGAGCGCAGAUUCUGCGUAUAAAUCAGCUCUGGAGCAGACACAGCCCGGCUGUGAAAAGCA
Messenger RNA from Homo sapiens (human), 2441 nucleotides. RefSeq names its product Src homology 2 domain containing F (gene SHF). The transcript is spliced from 8 exons. NCBI's taxonomy places the organism in Eukaryota, Metazoa, Chordata, Mammalia, Primates, Hominidae. Gene Ontology annotation, biological process: signal transduction. The record is from RefSeq and is marked validated. Bases 437 to 1708 code for a protein of 423 amino acids.